This is a messenger RNA of Eptesicus fuscus (big brown bat), 1640 nucleotides long. RefSeq names its product ADP ribosylation factor like GTPase 13A (gene ARL13A). The coding region runs from base 65 to 1198 and encodes 377 amino acids. Gene Ontology annotation, biological process: non-motile cilium assembly; receptor localization to non-motile cilium. The record is from RefSeq and is a predicted model, not a curated record. NCBI's taxonomy places the organism in Eukaryota, Metazoa, Chordata, Mammalia, Chiroptera, Vespertilionidae. The transcript is spliced from 10 exons. Gene Ontology annotation, cellular component: non-motile cilium; ciliary membrane. Gene Ontology annotation, molecular function: GTPase activity; GTP binding.
CUUUCAUCCAUAAAGAACCAGUAAUCUGAUCAGUAGUUAACCACCUCAAGAACAAAGCUGAAUCAUGUUCAAGCUAGUGACAUCCUGCUGGCCUCAACUAAAUACUGAUGGAACACGAAGGAAUGUGACCAUCAUCAUCAUCGGUCUGGAGAAUGCCGGAAAAACUGUUUUUGUGGAGGCCUUCCACAGACAUAAGGACCUAGGAGCAUUAGACACUGCACUUCCUAGCAAGAUAGACAGUUGUAUGGAAUCUUCUAUGAAAUCUAAACUGACUACAGUUCUGCUAGAUGAAUAUGAAGUUUCUAUCUAUGACCUGAAUGGAGAUAUGAAGGGACGAGAAAUCUGGCCCAACUACUACGCACAAGCACACGGGCUUGUUUUUGUCCUGGAUUCCAGCGACUUAGGACGCAUGCAGGAAGUGAAGACCACUUUAUCACAUCUGCUGUCUGAUGCAAGAGUGGCAGGAAAACCCAUCCUACUACUGGCAAAUAAACAAGACAAGAAGAACGCCCUCUUACCUUGUGAUAUUAUUAAGUAUCUAUUCCUGGAAAGGAUAAUGAACGACAACAAGUUCAUGUGCCGAUUGGAACCCUGUUCAGCUAUUCAAAACCUCCAAAGUAGCAACCAUCAGCCCCUACUUGAAGGGCUGCGCUGGCUGUUAACUGCCAUUCAGAAUAAACAGGAAGAGUUGUGUGCUCACCAACAGUCACUCACCUCAAGUACCCCAACCUCCAAGGACACCACAGGCUCUGAGGAUGAAUGUGCAUCAGUCAGCUUCCAUGCCAACAUAGAAAUGACGGAAGAAAAAGAAGAGCCUCUAGGACAAAAUUCAAUGGAAACUAAGCCCCUAAAGCCAAUCCUACAGAAAGAAGGCUUAAGAUUAAGACCUAAAAAGAAUGUAUCAGUGACAUUUGCUUUAGAUGAACCCAUGGAGGAAGAUGUAUGUUCUGAGGUAAAUGGAGCUCAAAACACUACUGAGCUUCACUACAAAUAUAAAACUGAUGUUCAGUUCCCAGCAACUUACACCAAUGAUGACGAUGAGUACGACGACUAUGAUGAUGAUGAUGAUGAUGAUGAUGAUGAUUAUGAUGAUCUUUUUGAAGAACCCAGCCCCAAAAAGAAAAUGCCUACCUGUUAUGUAGAGGAGAUGAUGCUGGAAGAUGCCUAUGAAGACAUCUUUGAAACCUGUGAGUACUAAAGAGAAAAAUGGAGGGACAUAAAAAGAAACAUCUAAUAUCCCUCCCUCAGUAAAUGCACUCAUCUCAAGAACCAUUAGGAUGAUUUCAGUUUUUUGAUUUCUAUUUAACUAAUACCUCUACAGUCUCAUACAACUCCACCUACUCUAACAUCGCAUUCCUGAGAAAUCCCAUCCUUCCUGUACAUCUAUCCAUCAAAUGAAUGUUACACCCAUGGAGAGGCUCAAGAACAGUUAGCAUCCAUUUGAGAAUGAAGACAACCUUGACAAAGAAUAGAGACCUUACAUUUUUGCACCCAGAUGCUCCCCAGGAAGCCUAUGAACAACAUGUCCUGGCUGACCGACUGAAAUUGAGUCUUAAAACUACAGGGCCAGUUUAGAAUUACAUUUUUCCCCUACAGUUUUUGGAUAUAAUGGGACUGGCAGAAAUAAAUAGAACUUUUAU